AGGGUGAAGUCGAAGGAUGGCGUGGCGUUCCUGGGGGCGCGGGCCAGUAACCCAGUCCUAUGGACAGUGAGUCAGGACGUGAGGAGUGAGGGACACAGGGUCAUCACCCUCCACUGUCACCGCAAGGAGAACACCUUCGGUCAGAGACCAGAGGCGGGCUACCAGAGGGUCGUCCAGGUGGAUCUGGAGGUGAACGGGCUGCUGGACCCACUGGGCAGCCGGGUGGUGACGUGGCAGGUGGAGUACCCUCUAACUCGCUCCCUCACUGACGAGAUCCAGACCCUCAUCCGCCUGGCUCCACAGGACCUGGGUGGCAUUGUGCCACUGGCCAUGAACACUGAGAUCCUGAAUACAGCCGUGCUCACCGGGAGGACAGUUGCCGUGCCGGUAAAGGUGGUCACCGUGGGAACAGACGGCACAGUUACGGAUGUAACAGAGUCGGUGGAGUGUCGGUCAACCGAUGAAGAGGUGGUCAAGGUGUCGGAUCGUUGUGACUAUGUGUUUGUUAAUGGGAAGGAGACGAGGGGGAGGAUGAGGAUGGUGCUCAACUUCACCUACAGCUACCUGAGUGCCCAACUGGAGAUGAGUGUGUGGAUGCCCCGCCUCCCACUGCUUAUCGACGUGGCCGACCCCGAACUCAGCCAGAUCAAGGGCUGGAGGGUCCCCGUGGCUGCCGGCAACAGGAGGUAUGAGAGGGUGAGUGAGGAUGAUGGUGAUAAAGUGGACAGUGAUAGGACAGAGAGUGGCUGUGUCCCUCAGUACCAGAGCACCACGGUGCGGGUCUUCACACACUUUGUGGCCCUGGGAGCUGAUGGGCUGGGCCAACAGGACUUCCUGCUGGGCAGUGAUUGGCAGGUGGACGUGACUGACCUGGUCCAGGAUUCGCUGAGGGUGGAGGACCAACGUGUGGCCCGCCUACUGAAGGGACAGGUCCUGAUGGGCCUCAGCACCGGCACAGCCAAACUACAGGUGAUGUCUCCUCUGUCUGACUUGAUCCUGGCUGAGCGGAUGGUCAGGGUUCUGGAAGACAAAGUGAGUGUGACAGAGCUGGGAGUGCAGCUGGUCUCUGGCCUCUCUCUGUCCCUCCAGCUCAGCCCAGGGAGCAACAGGGCCAUCAUCGCCACGACUACCACACAGGAAGUAAUGCAGAAACUCAAACAGGAGUCCCUUAUUAGUGCCUGGCUUCAGUUCAGUGACGGCUCCAUGACCCCUCUGGACCACUAUGACCCCGCCCACUUUGUGCUCACAGCCACCUCAUUGGACGAGCAGGUGGUGUCAGUACAGCGCAGCGCGGAGUGGAAGUGGCCGGUCAUCGUGGCGAAGGGCGAAGGUCAAGGGUUACUGGUGCGCGUAGAGAUGACAUCAUCAGAGAGCUGCCAUAAGACGAAGCGACGCAUCAUCCUGGCAGCUGGGGUAGGAAACGUCCGUGUUAGGUUUGGCAGCUCUGAGGAUCCGUACAGCCGCCCCGGAGGCAGAACCCGACCAGACCUGCCCUACUAUGGAGGCUCCAUCUCUGACAUUGAGGCUGGAAUCAUGAAUCGGGGCGCUACCACGGUUAAGGCCCCCAUCCCGGUGCGGCCCAACGGGGACAGGCUGUCGGCCGACGGAGGAGUCCCUGGAGAGUUCUCUGAGUUCCCUGCCCAGGCGGAGCUGCCACGGGGCCGCAGCACAGAGGAAGACCUGCUGUCGUCCCGCCGUGGCCUUACAGACCUGGAGAUCGGUAUGUACGCCCUGCUGGGGGUCUUCUGCUUGGCCAUCCUGGUCUUCCUCAUCAACUGCAUCUCCUACGCCCUCAAGUACCGCAGCAAGGAACUGCCCCUGGAGGCCCCUGAGGCAAUGCCCCAUGCCCACGACUGGGUGUGGCUGGGCCAGGAUGAGGGCUUAUGCCUGCAGCAGCAGCAGGACGAGCUGGGCUCAACCCUGGAGGAGGGCAGCCAGCUGCUGAAUGGAGGGGCCCUGAAGGGCAGUGCCCAGGGAAGCUGUCCCGGAGGCAGGAACGAGUCACUCAACUCACCCACCACCAAGAGGAAGAGGGUCAAAUUCACCACGUUCUCCAACGUCAAGCCCAAUAACGGAUGCCCAGUUCUGAGCCCGCUGGCACUCGGACAGACCAGCGACAUUAAGUGGGUGUGUCCAGACAUCGAGCUGGGGGACUCGCAAGAGCUCCGGAAUUACAUGGAGAGGUUGAACGAGAACGCUACAAAGAACAUUGUAUAGAGCCGCUUAUAUUUUUUGUGGACGAAUGAGUAACUCUAACACACCCGAAUGCCUUCAGAGUAAGGAGGGAGUGAGGGGUGCGUUUUACUGAAACUGAUUGGCACUGUACCUCGCCAUGACAACAAGAUGGCAGCCAUUGUUGUUUCCAUUGUUACUAUCGGAAUGGUUGAGGAUCAGAAAUUAGGGGAAACUUGAAUGACACUUGUAUUAGUAGAUAUGUCUGCUCCCUGUCUUUAAUAAUAGAAAAGCUUGUUUCAUUUUGUUUUCACGCACAGCUCUCUUUGUUAACUUUUUAAAUCAUAAUUUCUUUAUCCUACUGUCUUUGAUGUUGUUAAGCAAUUACAUAGUCUAUGAGAGAAGUGUCCAAAGCUAUCAAAGUUGUAAAUAAGUUGAGGAGAGAGACUGGUUUGGAGUAUGAGAGACAAUAUUUUCUAACGUCUUUCUUUAGCCUGUCCUCCUUUUUGCAUUUAAUUUUGUUCUCCAGAGACCAACAUGCAUGUUACUGAAGACAAAGACAAAGCCUGUCUUAGUUCCUGUUGAUACAUCAGAAAUAAAUGUGUACAUACUGUAGAGUCCUCCCUAUGAGACACAUGCAUCUCUCACACACAUCCCUGUCAAAGACAUGACAUUCAUUGUAUAGCUGAGGUCUAGGUGUGUCUGUGUUUUCUUAUUCUUUCUUUUUUUUGUUUUAUCUUUCCUUAUUAUUAGAAGGCAACAGGAGUGUCUCCUUGCUGUUUGUGACAUUCUUUUGUUAUUUUGUUGUCACAGUAGUUGAUAUGAUUCCCUUGACUGUUUCCAAUUUCUAGGUUAAACCUGUAGCCUACAUGGAGAUUUUUACACUCCUGUAAUUAGUUCAAUUCUGAACCUACCUGUAAUUAGUGGUGAGCGUAACUGUUGGUGAGCGACAUCUUGUUAAAUCCCCAUUUGGUAUCUAUUUAUUCCACUUUCAGAUGGACCAUAAUCACUGCAGAUGAUUUCAGACUGAGCCAUAGAACCCAAACACAUAAUAUAGUACAGGUCAAUUACCAGAACCAAUGGUUGGUGCAGAUCAGUAUAGCAUAGUAGUAUAGGGAUGCAUUAAACUACACUCUAAUGACAUGAGCUGCUGAGUUCCAGAUUAAAUAGUGAUCCGCUCUGUGGCAAAACUACUGACGCGUCCAUCCCCAUCCCCGCCUCCCUCCCCAUCAAUCAGAUCAAUAGAUGUCCAUCCCUUACUGUUUUCAGAAUGGCAUCUAGAUUUGAUUAAAACUGAAGGUGAAACCUC
This is a messenger RNA of Coregonus clupeaformis (lake whitefish), 3481 nucleotides long. Its product is annotated as transmembrane protein 132D-like. The annotation marks the transcript as partial. NCBI's taxonomy places the organism in Eukaryota, Metazoa, Chordata, Actinopteri, Salmoniformes, Salmonidae. The record is from RefSeq and is a predicted model, not a curated record. The transcript is spliced from 7 exons.